CAUAUCUCCAUCUUCUCUACUUUAUAUUCAAUAACCAAUAAUCAUGUCUGAUAUCCAGUAUGCUAGAUCAAUUGCUUUAAUUGGCAGUGGUAUUUAUGCUGGUCUUGGAAUGUCUGUGGAUAUGCUCAGCGUGCCAUCUAUCAAAGUUGCAGCCAACCCCACCAGUGUGUUUCGCCAAGUCUAUAAAGGAGGAGCCAAACUUGCUCUCUCGUCAAUCAUAAUCUCAAGUGGGGCCUACUUCUACCACUACUACAAGACGCGUGAAUCCCGGUCACUCUACCUUGGUCUACUUAUCCUCUCAAACGCCCCUUACACAAAAUUUUUUAUCAUGCCAACCAACAACAGGCUCUUUGCUCUCGAUGACGCCGUCUCACACGACAUCAAAACCAACCAUUCAACCGCAGUCUCUCCCGCGUCUCUCACCUCUAUCUACAAAACCGAACAAGCCCUGGCUCUGCUCAACAAAUGGUCCAAGGUUCAAUUAUAUAGAACCGCCAGCGGUCUGGUAGCCUUUGUGGUUGGUAUCCUAUACAUCUAAUAUACACCCUAUAAAUUAAAAUAAAUUAAAGAAAAAAACUGUAUUGUAUUAUGUCAGUAUAUUGGUGAGAGUCAAUAAAAAUAGCUGUUGAUUGU
Messenger RNA from Phycomyces blakesleeanus NRRL 1555(-), 633 nucleotides. RefSeq lists its product as hypothetical. The record is from RefSeq and is a predicted model, not a curated record. The coding region runs from base 44 to 538 and encodes 164 amino acids. NCBI's taxonomy places the organism in Eukaryota, Fungi, Mucoromycota, Mucoromycetes, Mucorales, Phycomycetaceae. The transcript has a single exon.